Cooperia oncophora is the source of this 426-nucleotide messenger RNA. Lineage: Eukaryota; Metazoa; Nematoda; Chromadorea; Rhabditida; Trichostrongylidae. The record is from the annotation of a GenBank genome assembly.
AUGAUGGCAAUACGCCGAUGCCUGACCAGCUCAUUCAGGCAAAUCUACGAGUGGCGUCGUGCGAUUCUAGUGCAAACUGUACUGAUAGUAACACUCGCCACAGCCACCACGUUUAUGCCCGAGCAGCAGCGUGUUACGUUACAGCAAGCGAUCAACGUUUUUCGUCGUCUGAAACAACGUACCACUGAAGCUCCCUUCUCUGACUCAAGGAUGGCAUGGCGAAGCAGCGGUCGCACUAACGACGAACUCGUACAGAAUCUCGAAAGAGGGCGAUUAUUCACAUCGACACGUGUAGGCGAAGCUAUGCGUGCAGUGGAUCGAGCAGAUUUUUCACCACGACAACCGUACAUGGAUCAACCAAAAGGAUCGGAUGGAAUGCUACCAUUUCCGCACCACAUAUGGUACGUUAGGGUAGUGCUACUGUAG